UUGAAAUGGAUGGGCCACCCCCUAUGUUGACUCCCGAACAAGUUUGGCAUAGAGUCAUGAAUUUACCAAAAGUCAUAGAAGAUGGUGUGCUUAGACUAGAUGGACAUGGACAACAACAUAACUGGACAAAAAGAAGUAUCUUUUGGGAUCUUCCUUACUGGAAAGACAAUUUAUUAAGACACAACCUUGAUGUUAUGCACAUAGAAAAAAACUUCUUUGACAACAUAUUCAACACUGUGAUGAAUGUACCUAAUAAGACUAAAGACAAUGAAAAGGCAAGGAAGGACUUAGCUUUGUAUUGUAGGCGAAAAGACUUGGAGCUAAAGCCACAAAAUAAUGGGAAGAUGUUAAAGCCAAAAGCAAACUACAUAUUAACUGUAGAGCAAGCAAAACUAGUUUAUCAGUGGAUAAAAGAACUUAGGAUGCCUGAUGGAUAUUCUUCUAAUUUGGCAAGAUGCGUUGAUGUUGAAAAGAGAAAAAUGAUUGGAAUGAAAAGUCAUGAUUGUCAUGUAUUCAUGGAGUGUCUGCUUCCAAUUGCCUUUAGUUCAUUACCAGUUCAUGUUUUAAAUCCACUUAUUGAAGUCAGUAAUUUCUUUAAAGAUUUGUGCUCUACAACAUUGAGGGAGGAUGAUUUGAGUAAGAUGGAAAAAAACAUUCCAAUUAUUCUCUGCAAGUUGGAGAGAAUAUUCCCUCCAGGAUUCUUUGAUUCAAUGGAACAUCUCCCUAUUCAUUUAGCCUAUGAAGCUAAACUUGGUGGACCAGUCCAAUAUAGGUGGAUGUAUCCGUUUGAAAGAUAUGUCAUCAGGAGGUUGUGACCCUCCCCGUCCACCGUCGCCUAGCGGGAAUAAGGGGAAACAGGUAAUGAAGGGGACGAAGCGAUAUGAGAUUAAAGUAUUGUCACGUAGAGACAACUUCACAUCAUCUAUCACAUCCCCAGUUGUGGCAUCUAGACCAUCCCCAUUCCCAGUCAUUGGUUGUAUGUCAUCCUCAUCCAUAGCUAUUCGUUCUACACCAUCUCCAUCCUCAGGUGCGACAUCCACACCAUCUCCAUCCCCGGGUGCGACAUCCACACCAUCUCCAUCCCCAAAUGCUAUAGGAACACCUAAUGUUAAUCCACCACCUACUAGUGAAGACUUAAAUGAGGAAGACCCGCCACUUGAUGAUCUUCCUUUAAUUAAACCUACUCGUAAUGGGUUUCUCCCAUCAAAGACUGCAUCAACUGCUAUCACACGGACCAUUAAGCAGCAAUAUCAUUCACCUUGGGUCACAUGGGGAGAAAUUCCCCAGGCUGAUAAAGAUAUUUUCUUUCAACGUUUCAAGAGGAUGGUGAAAUGGAGUCCUGAGCAUGAAAGUAAUAUCAAAAAAAAUUUCAAUGCAAAAGCUUCUCAUAGACUUUCUGAGAUGUUUAUGGAUGCCCGAAAGAAAAAUAAGAAACCAGAUUGGAUUGGAGAUCGUGUGUGGAACUCUUUAUUAGAACAUUGGAAUGUACCUACAUAUCGUACAAAGUGUACACAAGCACAAAAAAAUAGAGCAUCUGAAAAGGGUGGAAGUAUGCACACAUGUGGCUCCAUUAGCAUGAAUGAACAUGCCAUUCGCAUGGAAAAGGAGCUUGGUCGACCUGUACACCAUGAUGAACUCUUUCAGCAAACUCAUAUACGAAAAGACACUGGUCAGUUUGUUGAUGAUAGAUCUAGGCGGACACAUGAAGAUUUUGAAGCUAGAUUUUCUCAAGCUAUAUCUGAGGUUGGAUCCACUGCUGGCACCUCAGAAUGCACCCCUUUAGACCCUGUUGAGGAGGAUAGACUUAGGAGUCAAUGUUGGAAUGCAGCUAUCGGUAAAAAAUACAAGGGACGUCGUUAUGGUACGGGAGAUCUUUAUGAGAAUGAACAUAGUAGCUUUGUGGGGACAUCUUCAAGUCAGUCUCAGAAUACACAAGAGAUUUCUCAGUUGACACAACGAGUUUUAGCUAAUGAGGAAGAGAUGCGUCGGAUGCGCUCCCAAUAUCAGACUGAGAUUCAAUCCUUGACCUCCCAGUAUCAGACUCAGUUCAACACAUUUCUCAAUGCUGUACUCCCAUUCCUACCACCUACUAUGCAGACUACUCUUCAACAGCAACAACAACAUCAACAACCAAACAGACACCAACAACAAGACAAUCGGCAACCAACAGAGGAUGAACAAGCUAAUGACCAACAUCAACAACAUUCACCUGGAUAUUCAAAUUAUUAGAUAUAUUGUUAUGUUAUAAUUCUAUUGGUUGUACUGUAUUUUGUUUUUAAAUUUGAACCCUAAACUUUAUUUAUGUAUGACAUUUUAUUUUGUUUGAAUGAUUAAACUUGUUUUAAUUCACA
Cajanus cajan (pigeon pea) is the source of this 2351-nucleotide messenger RNA. RefSeq lists its product as uncharacterized. NCBI's taxonomy places the organism in Eukaryota, Viridiplantae, Streptophyta, Magnoliopsida, Fabales, Fabaceae. The record is from RefSeq and is a predicted model, not a curated record.